This is a messenger RNA of Emiliania huxleyi CCMP1516, 237 nucleotides long. RefSeq lists its product as hypothetical. The annotation marks the transcript as partial. Lineage: Eukaryota; Haptophyta; Isochrysidales; Noelaerhabdaceae. The record is from RefSeq and is a predicted model, not a curated record. Gene Ontology annotation, cellular component: nucleus. Gene Ontology annotation, biological process: regulation of transcription by RNA polymerase II. The transcript has 3 exons. Gene Ontology annotation, molecular function: RNA polymerase II cis-regulatory region sequence-specific DNA binding; DNA-binding transcription factor activity, RNA polymerase II-specific.
AAGCCCUUCAAGUGCGACGAGUGCGGCGUCGCCUUCGCGCGCUCCAGCGACCUCAAGAAUCACAUGCGCACGCACACGGGCGAGAAGCCCUUCAAGUGCGACGAGUGCGGCGUCGCCUUCGCGCGCUCCAGCGACCUCAAGAAUCACAUGCGCAAGCACACGGGCGAGAAGCCCUUCGAGUGCGACGAGUGCGGCGCCGCCUUUACGCGCUCCAACAACCUCAAGAAUCACAUGUGA